This is a messenger RNA of Vitrella brassicaformis, 1579 nucleotides long. The record is from the annotation of a GenBank genome assembly. Lineage: Eukaryota; Vitrellaceae.
CAGGCGAUGCGAGUGCGUGGACCACCGGGCCAUCCAUAAUGUAAAUCGGUCCAUGCAUCGGACACACAGUCCCGCCACUUUGGUGUCUGUUCCACUGCUCCCUCGAGGACCGUAUGGGCGGCCAGUACUGCACAUGACACAGCCAGUGACGCCCACCCAGAGGCCACGUGAGGCAGCAGUCAAACUGACAAACGGACAGACACUCAUCUCAUCUCAUGUACACAGUUAUCUGUCCUUCCUGGCCCUUCUCAUUUCCCUCCACCUCCUGACAGGCCUCGCAAACAGCUUGUAGGCCGCAAUGCCGUUCAGCAGCCACAGCAGCCCCAUCCCAUACAGCAGACACCGCACGCACCCCAUACUCACGCCCAUCUCACUGUCACUGACACCCCUUCUCGCCCUCUCCCUCCCCCACCCCCACAUAGUGCAUAGCAGCUUGUAGCUGACCACACCCACCCACACUAUCCGAAAGAGGGCGAAUGUGCUGGCCACGAAAAAGGCACACCACAGGUACUUGCCGCGAAUCUUGGACCGCUCGCUGUCCGUAUCAACAUUGGCAUCGUCAUCAUCAUGGCUAGAGGGGUGGGGGUGGGGGUGGGGGUGGGGGUGGGGAUGGGGAUGGGGAUGGGGGAGGGCGUUAGCAUGGCGGCGCAGUUGUCGCAGCCGCAGACGGCCGAGGGCAACCAGACUGCCUGAUGCCUCGAUAGCGAUGCAUGAUUGGGUCAGUAUCCGAAAGUCGAGAGGCGUCUGCAGCGAAGUCAAUAUACCUGCACGCGCACCACACACAGACACAGGGAUGGAUGUGUGCCUGCCUCAGUGGUUAUCUCGGUGUUGAUACGUGUGUCAGUCAGGUAGGUGUGCACAGCACACCUACAUAUGAGUGAAGCAGCGUGGUGCAGCAGCACAGAAGGGUCCUGACCGCUGGGCGGACCGAUACCUAUCAACAGCAAAUCCAACACGUCAUACGACACCUGAACACACACACACCACACAACACACGACGACACACAGUGAUAUAUCUCUGUGUGAUCUGAUCUGUAUCUGCUCCCCUCCCUCACUCGCUGACCUCCAUGAGGAAGGCAAAGACGGCCACCCCCCGCCGGCGUCUCAGCCACGCCCCCACCGCCAGCAGGGUGGUGAGGCCGUUAUGCACACACGUGUACCAGAGGUUGCGGUCGCUCCUCUCAUCCAGCACGUACACGUUCGAGUCCAGUAUGUCAGACCCGCUCCACCGCCGGGCGUACCGCUCUCGCCUCUCCUCUGCCGUGGGCGUGUCGCUCCGCUGCUGCAUCUCCACUGGGAUCGACUUGAAUGCGGCUGAUGGGGAUGGGCCUUCGCAGAUGAGCAUGAGUGUGGCGGAGAGCAGGAGGGCGAGGGCGGUGUGGGUGAGGAGCUCAAGCAGGGGCACUGGGCCGACGGCGAAGGCGGACGCCAAUGGCAGAUCAAUGGUCAUCAGCUUCAGUUAGUUGAGUUGACGCCACAGAUCUGUGCGUCGCGUGCAUCUUCAUUCCAGCUAAGCUGUUGACUCAUCGCAUUCAUGUCUUGGGUUGCUGUCGCUGUGGGAUGGCGGCAGCGGUUCAGG